Fonsecaea nubica is the source of this 2313-nucleotide messenger RNA. RefSeq lists its product as hypothetical. The coding region runs from base 1 to 2313 and encodes 770 amino acids. Lineage: Eukaryota; Fungi; Ascomycota; Eurotiomycetes; Chaetothyriales; Herpotrichiellaceae. The transcript is spliced from 3 exons. The record is from RefSeq and is a predicted model, not a curated record.
AUGCCGUCGUCGUGGUUAGAGGACGGGGAGCAGUUCCGUUACGACGAAAUGGGCAGUUCGACACUUUAUCAGCUGAACGAAGUACAGGUUCCCACGGACACGGACGGAGCUCAAGAACAUGGCGAGCAUGCUCUUUCAAGACCACCGGCUCCGCCGCUACAUCAGCAUCAGCAUCAGCAUCAGAGCACAAUCUACUCGGCGCAAGGGCUAUCAAGCCAUGGCAGCUUUGGCACGUACAAUCCCCACGACGCUUGGGGUUUUAAUACCCCGACAUCGAAUCAGCAACGCAUUCAGACAGCUGGGAUGGCUGCGGCCGCGGCCCAGUAUCCCGACGACAUCGACCGGUCGCGGUGGCACGAGGCCCAGCCGCCCAAAGACCUCAGCUACAGCCCGGCGUUUUCGGAUUCGCCCAUCAUCUCGAGCAUCGGACACCGCGGCGUGAGGCGGACCUCGGACCUCGAUUCGCUGUUUGAAGACAGCAGCGAUCUCGGAGACGAGGAGGAUCAGGUCUUGAUGAUGCAUGUCGCCGCGGGAGUAGUGCACGACAGUCCAGCGGAUGUCGGUGCCUUGCCUUCUGAUCAUAAUCAUCACGACGGCGAUAGUUUCGAGCAGCCUUCUCCUUGCGGACUCAGUCAGCAGUUGCAGGGCCAGUUGAACGUCUUGUCGUCGUCCGAGACGGGGGUGGAACUGGUGCAGCUUGUGCAUGGUCAGGGGCGAUGUGACAUGGACGAUCAGCUUCAAGAACGACGACCGUAUCCAGAAACCAGAUCUGGAAGCCUUCACAAUUGCCCCUGCGGCUGCGCCACUGCUGAAUGUGCCUGUCAUCCCGCGUACUGCGAAUGUUCGGGCUGCGACCACACCGAGCAGGCGAGGCAGUUGAAGAGCGAGGCGGAAAACAAAUGGGGUUUCGGAGGAGAAGCUGACAACCAAGGCUGCGGAGGCGGAGACUCACAGAAGAAGCCGUGUUCAUGUCUCCCGGGCCUGUGUCGUUGCGAGACAUGUGCCGAGCACACUGGUGAGAUGGUCCCGGAGCCUGUCAACCGUUGCGCCUGUGCGAUCAAGGGUCGAAAGAUCGAGUGCGAUGCCUCCAAAGAGCUGGAGCUGGGACAGCGACAAGAAGCGGAGUCUCAGCCGGUUGACGGGGGCGUACCAUCACAGACCCAAGCAUGGAAACAGGGAGAAUCCUUCGCUGGAGGUUCACAGACAGUGCCGGAAGUCCAUACGCCGCAGCCUUGCCGGUCAGAGAAUGAAACGGACCAAAGGGCAUUGCACGGAGAGGAAGCUGUCAAAGUGAUACGAACGCCGACUUUGGUAUCGCGCCAGGACCAUCGCCCGCUGCACCUCAAGCUGGCAGAGUUGAUUGAAAGCCCUAUACCCGUCUCGUCGUCGCCGCAGGGGAGUGCGGGAGUAUACAGUCGAAAGGGGUCCGUACCCCCAACGAUCCAACAGCCAACAACGCCAGCGUUCAGCCAGCGAAGCUCGAUGCCCCCGAGUCGUCCAGACACUCCGCGGCCUCCUGUCGAUUCCACGCCUUCGACACCAUACGCAGCAGAUGUGCUUCAGGACUACGUCCAACAGAGCAUCGAGCAGAGACUGCCACCACCAGCACCAGCACCAGAACAAGAUCAGAUCCGCCAGAGUGUCGAGCCCGAGCUCCCCCCACCAAACUGGGCACGCGAGUCGACACCCGCAUAUGUCGACCGCUCAUUGACGCCAUCUCCAUUGUCUAGACGGGACAACACAGAUGUCGAGAUGAAAGAUAUUUCCCCAACACUCUUGCCAGGAGACUUUGGACUAGAACUGUCGCUCCCGCCGCCAACCUCUGAACCUAGCGUGUCAGCGCCCACAAGACCAGCUCCUCCUCCCAUCCCCGACGGCGGAGUUGUUAUCAUCAAGCAACCCAAGCGAGGCGAGCGGCGCAAGUCGGCGGUGCACGGCGCGAAAGUCGAGAAGCGCUCGGCGACGGGCUCGCCGGCGAAACCGAAGAGUCGGAACGUGACCAGGAAGCCGACGGCGUCGGUGGGAAAGUUGGUGGAAAAGGCCAAAAGGAAGACGAGAGAAGCUGCCGCUGAAGCUGCAGAAGGAGGAGGAACGGGACCAGAACAGGUCCAAGGGGCUAGCCUGCGGCAUCCCUUGCUAUCGAACAAGAAGGCGGCAGAACACGGAGGUAAAGUCGCCGCGGCGGUGGAGAGGAUCGAACGACAUGUCAAACAGCAAGAUGAGGAGCAGAGUCUCACGCAGAAGGACGGGACGGCCGUGAGGAGGAGUCGGCGUGCGAAUAAGGGGGUUCGGACUUCGUUUGGAUAUACUUGA